AUUGAGUAUUGACAAACAGAAAUGUUGUUUCUUGCGACGAAUAACUUUAACGAAGCUAAUUCGAAACACCUAACAAAUCAACAGUAUGCAGAAUAAUGGAAAUCUUUCUAAUAAUGUUAGUGGAUUCAUCGAAACACCUGAACUGAUACAGAAAGGAUAAUUGUUGCAUUGAAAUUUCACCGAGCUCUUCACACUUUCAGUAAAAUGGAAUCAUACCAUGCCAAAAAGAUCCUACUCAUCAAGGAAGAACCAUCAAACAACCCAGUACCGUUUGUCUCUCCAGCAAUAGGUUUCCCAAAGCCACACCAAUGUGAGAUAUGUGGUAAACAAUUUGCUCGUAAAAAUUUUUUCGACAAACAUGUUUUGAAGCAUGGAAACGAAAAACCAUUUAGUUGCGAUCUUUGCAAAAAGAAGUUUACAUGCAAAAGUGUCUUAAAAGCACAUAUGGUCGUCCACACUGAUGUCAAACCGUUUGAAUGCACUAUUUGCGGAAAAGAUUUUGUUGCUAAACGCUUUCUAACUGUCCAUAUGUCUAGGCAUACAGGUGAAAAUCCGUACAAAUGCCCUGUCUGCGAAAAAGAUUAUUCCAGUAAAGGCUGUCUAACGCAACACAUGUUUACUCACGGGACCAUAUAUCAACAUAAUUGUGAUGUGUGUGGCAGAGGUUUUCACGAUCGUGCAAAUUUCAAGUACCACGUACGCAUCCACACAGGAGAGCGACCGUUCAAAUGCAGUAUAUGUGACAAAGGUUUCAUCCGUCAAAUCAAUCUUGUGGAUCACUUGCGCCUUCAUACAGGUGAGCAACCAAACCAAUGCAAUGUUUGCAAAAAAAAUUUUACCACUAAACGGAGUCUCAACCAACACAUGCUUGUUCAUACGGGUGAUUAUCGAUAUAAGUGCGAUGUGUGUGGCAAAGGAUUCACUACUAGCACAUUUUUGAAAAUACACAAGAAUAUGCACACGGGUGAGCGUCCAUACAAGUGCACUGUAUGUGAAAAAAAAUUCUCUAGUAAACGUGCUCUUACCCGUCACAUGUUUAUUCAUGGAACCGACUAUCAUUACAAAUGUGAUGUGUGUGGCAAAGGCUUCCAUAAUCGAUCAAACUUUAAGGUCCACGAGCGCAUUCAUACCGGCGAACGACCGUUUAAAUGCACUAUAUGUGAUAAAAGUUUCAUCUGCCAAAGCCAUCUUAUAACACAUAUGCGUCAUCAUACGGGCGAUCGGCCAUACUCGUGCACUAUAUGCGGGAGAGAUUUCUUUUCUAAAUACAAUCUAACCAAACAUAUGUCCAUUCAUAAUUAUGAGUACAGGCAUACGUGUGAAGUGUGUGGUAAAGGAUUCAUGAGCAGUUCACAUUUAAAAGGACACGUCAACAUUCAUACCUGAGAGCGGCCUCAUAAAUGUACCGUUUGUAACAAAGGUUAUACUCGCGAAGAGUAUUUAAUCGGACACAUGAGGGUUCAUCAGAGUAAGGAAUUGGAGCACCAGUAAAGAUUCUAUUCACAAACAGCAGCAUUAUAUAAUAGCAUUAUAUAUCAAAUAAGUAAAAAAUAAAAUGAAUAAUUUUCAACAAA
Messenger RNA from Malaya genurostris, 1574 nucleotides. Its product is annotated as zinc finger protein OZF-like. Gene Ontology annotation, biological process: regulation of transcription by RNA polymerase II. The transcript has 2 exons. The coding region runs from base 205 to 1386 and encodes 393 amino acids. Gene Ontology annotation, molecular function: DNA-binding transcription factor activity, RNA polymerase II-specific; RNA polymerase II transcription regulatory region sequence-specific DNA binding. NCBI's taxonomy places the organism in Eukaryota, Metazoa, Arthropoda, Insecta, Diptera, Culicidae. The record is from RefSeq and is a predicted model, not a curated record. Gene Ontology annotation, cellular component: nucleus.